Ornithorhynchus anatinus (platypus) is the source of this 1475-nucleotide messenger RNA. RefSeq names its product centromere protein U (gene CENPU). The record is from RefSeq and is a predicted model, not a curated record. Lineage: Eukaryota; Metazoa; Chordata; Mammalia; Monotremata; Ornithorhynchidae. Gene Ontology annotation, cellular component: nucleus. The transcript has 14 exons. Bases 83 to 1363 code for a protein of 426 amino acids.
UGAGCCAGGCUGCUUCUCUCGAAGUGGGGGUAGGAGGCUUGGUCCAGGGAGAGGCGGCUCCCUGGGGGGCCAAGAAGAGACGAUGCCUCGCAGAGGAGACAGCACCAAGAAAACAUCCAAGAAGAAACUAGGAAGAGACCACCAAUCCGGAAGAGGGGAAUUACCGAAGAAGGCUGCGCAUCCCCGGAAUUUCCUUUCGCCCGAGGAGCCGGACCUGUCGAGGAUUCUGAAAGCCAACGAGCUUGAUCUGGAAGAGGACGAACCCGACCAUUCCUUUGCCCACCCUCUGCACAGCACGGCCGUGUACACGGACGAGGAAGACACCUUCCUGGACCCCAGGCCGCUGGCCGGCUCCCCGCCCCCGGCGUCCACGCCACUCCCGAAAGGAGCCCCGAGGUUGAGAGCAUCCCGCAUCGAGUUCGAGGCAGAGGAUCGUCCCGAGGACAGACCCGCCCGGAAGGCCGAACCCCGGAGCGGCGAAGCCAAGCCGGCCUCCACCGGGCCUUCGGAUCCCAGCACCUCGGCCAAGGUCACCAACCUCGUGAAGAGGUUCAAGGGACCCCAGGACGGACGGACCCCCUCCGCUUCCAACCCCCCCGAGCGGUCCGAGGCCCCGCCGGCCGCUCCUCCCUCCCAGAAGGGACCCCGACCGGGACCCCCAAGGCCAGCCGGAGGGCGUGAGAUCCUCAAGAGGAGAGAGAGAUGUCAAGGAGAGAAGAGGAAGAAAUUAGAAGCUGGAGCCUUGACUCCCGCCGGCGAGAGUGAGGACGGCGAGCCGGCCCAGGGUCCGGACGGCGUGAGACGGCCGCCCAGGGGCCUCACCGACCUCCGUGUCAUCUUGUCAGCAUUUGAGGACGCAGUCACGAUGUACAAGCAGGAAGUGGAGUCUAAAAUCUGCAAGAAAGCAAUUGACAGUUUCUAUGCAGACUUUAAGGAGCAGCUCACUCAAAUGGUAACGGACGCCCAGGACCUGACCAAUUUGAAAAGAAGAAAUGCCAAGGUCGUCGCAGACAUCAACCAGAAACGGAAGCGUCUGCUGGAGGUCCGAGAGGAGCUCAUACGGACGCAGCCCCAGCUGAGCCGCCUCCGCCGGGAGCACGCCGAGCUGAGCCAGCGCAAGGCCUCCCUGGCCCGGGCCGCCGACUUCCUGGCCGACCUAAAGCAGCUGCGGCACCGGUGUUUGGAUUUCAGGGAGAGGAAUCCGGCGCAGAAGGAAACGUAUGGGCCCUCCAGCCUGCCGGCUCUCCUGGUGGAAUCCAGAAGCGUCCUCAAGGCCGAAAACCACUUGCAGAACAUCAACAGACGCUUAAAGCGGCUCACCGACCGGGACGAGGCGGACGCGGUUGAGUACGUUGCUGCGUAAAUCCACGCGUCGCUUUAUUCUGUGUUAAAAACACUUUAGCCAGCAAGCGGGUCACGUGCCGAGCGUGUAUGGUGUGUGUAGAGUGGAUAUAAAUAAAGUGUAACCUUUCUCA